AUGAUCAGCCGCAACUUCAAGAACGUGUUUGUGGUUUCUCUCGGCUUCCUGUCGCUCUUCACAGCGUAUGGAGGUCUGCAGAGCCUGCAGAGCAGCCUGAACGCGGAGGAGGGGAUGGGCGUGACGUCGCUGAGCGUCAUCUACGCCUCCAUCAUCAUCUCCUCCAUGUUUCUGCCACCCAUCAUGAUCAAGAACCUGGGCUGUAAGUGGACCAUCGUGGCCGGCAUGGCGUGCUACGUGUCCUACUCCUUUGGGAACCUCUACCCGGGCUGGUACACCCUCAUCCCCACCUCCAUCAUCCUGGGCUUGGGGGGCUCGCCUCUCUGGUCGGCCAAGUGCACCUACCUGACCAUCUCCGGCAACGUGCAGGCAGCCAAGGAGGGCAAGAAGGGCUCGGACGUCAUCAACCAGUACUUUGGCAUCUUCUUCUUCAUCUUCCAGUCCUCGGCCGUGUGGGGGAACCUCAUGUCCUCGCUCAUCUUUGGCCAGGACACCAACAUAGCUGACAUCUCGGACGAGCAGCUGCGGUCCUGCGGGGCGGCCGACUGCGGCCUGAACAUCACGUCCAACAGCACCACCAGCAGGCCUGCCCAGAAACUGGUGUGGACCCUCGUCGGCUGCUACAUCGGCGUGGGCGUGCUGGCCAUGCUGAUCGUGGCCAUCUUCCUGGACAACAUCGACCGGGAACAGACCAGCCAGUUCCGUGGCAACCGGGAGCCAUUCUGGCACACCUUCCUGGCCACGUUCCGCCUGCUGAAGGACUGGAGGCUGCUGACGCUCAUCCCGCUCACCAUGUACAGCGGCUUCGAGCAGAGCUUUCUCGCUGGCGAGUACACUAAGAACUACGUGACGUGCGCGCUGGGCAUCCACUACGUGGGCUUUGUGAUGAUGUGUUUCGGAGCGUCCAAUUCCCUUUGCUCCUUCCUCUUCGGGAGACUCGCUCGCUACACCGGGAGGGCGGCGCUCUUCCUUCUGGCUGCCGUGGCCAACUUCUCCUGCAUCAUGGCCCUCUUGUACUGGAGGCCCCACCCGGACCAGCUGGGGGUCUUCUUUGUGUUUCCUGCUCUGUGGGGGAUGGCUGACGCUAUCUGGCAGACGCAGACCAACGCUCUGUACGGCAUCCUCUUCCCCCGCGACAAGGAGGCGGCCUUCGCCAACUACCGCAUGUGGGAGUCGCUGGGCUUCGUCAUCGCCUUCGCCUACAGCACCUUCCUGUGCCUGGAGUACAAGCUCUACAUCCUGCUGUCCGUCCUGCUGCUCACCGCCGUCACCUACCCCGUGGUGGAGUACUACGAGCACAAGCGGCCCACGCCGCCCGUGGAGGAGAGCGCCUACGAGAGCCACAAGGAGAAGGUCGCAAUGGACGGGAAAAACAUUUGCUGCCAGACAAAACUCUAA
Messenger RNA from Doryrhamphus excisus (bluestripe pipefish), 1398 nucleotides. RefSeq names its product unc-93 homolog A (gene unc93a). Lineage: Eukaryota; Metazoa; Chordata; Actinopteri; Syngnathiformes; Syngnathidae. The record is from RefSeq and is a predicted model, not a curated record.